This is a messenger RNA of Uranotaenia lowii, 653 nucleotides long. RefSeq lists its product as uncharacterized. The transcript has 2 exons. NCBI's taxonomy places the organism in Eukaryota, Metazoa, Arthropoda, Insecta, Diptera, Culicidae. The coding region runs from base 95 to 541 and encodes 148 amino acids. The record is from RefSeq and is a predicted model, not a curated record.
UAUUCCAAUAAACGAAGUUACCAUUGCGUGUUGUUUUUCAUCGAAAGUAUCAUUAGACAUUCGUUCCUCGAACAAUUAACCUCACUUUGACAAAAUGUUACCGGAUGUGUUGAAAAUGUUGGCUUCAGUCGAAGGAAAUGCUCUGCCAGCCCAGAGUAUUCUGCAGAAACUCCGCGCCACGCAGACGGGCAAAUCGUGUUCCCCGGAGGAACUGCAAUCCAAGCUGAGCAACUGUCUGACGGAGGCCAACGGCAUGGGACUGAUCAGCCGAUCCGCUAGCGGAGUCGUCAAAAUGCUGAUCAGUUUGGAACCGAAAGAAACACGCCAUUUCGAGUCGCAGCUACGCAUGUUGAAAAGCGAGCUCAGGGAGGUUGCAACCCAUGGCAAUGUACCCAGUGACCGUCCCGUCGCUCGAAGAGGACGCCCAGCUAGCGACACCCGUAGAGGACGUACCAUAGCCGUCGACCCCCGAAAAGGUCGAGCAGACAGCAGAAGGCGUAACCGAUCGCGUUCCCGAUCGGCCAAACGUCCUCGCAUGUAAAUUGUUCACUUUUUUGUUCGAAAACUUUUUUAUUCAAAAUUCUGAAAUUGUAUUUUCUUUGAGUUUAGGCUUUACUCAAUAAAUUUAUUUAUGAUUUGUUUACUAAAAACUA